This is a messenger RNA of Acromyrmex echinatior (Panamanian leafcutter ant), 3520 nucleotides long. RefSeq names its product tuberous sclerosis 1 protein hamartin (gene Tsc1). The record is from RefSeq and is a predicted model, not a curated record. Lineage: Eukaryota; Metazoa; Arthropoda; Insecta; Hymenoptera; Formicidae. Gene Ontology annotation, biological process: regulation of cell cycle; negative regulation of cell population proliferation; negative regulation of TOR signaling. Gene Ontology annotation, cellular component: TSC1-TSC2 complex.
CGAUUUCUGCUUCCACCGCCUGAUGGAAGGACCAUGAGAGAGUAGGAAUCUUUUGAGUCAAACCGCAAGUCAAGAUGAGUGUCGGUCCUGCAGGCGUCGCCGAUCUGUUUUACUUACUGGAAUCGAAUAAACUUGGGGAGGUCGAAGAGACCAAAAAAGUAUUCCAUGAUCAUUUCUUAUGCACAAAAGACAAUUGGCUGGUAAAUGGAUUAUUGGAUUAUUAUCUUUCUACAAAUUCUUCGAGGACAGCAGAAGUAUUAGCAGGUGUACGAGAUCCGCAUGAUAAACAUCUGUUAGAUCGUUUGUCAGACAUUCUUUCAAAACCUGGCAAUAGUGGGCAGAGAUUACAUGCACUCACACUACUUGGGCAUAUAGCCAGACGUCAGCCUACUUGGUUGUACAAGCUAGCCAGUCAUGCUUUAUUCAGAGAUCUACUCAAAUUACUUAAGGUGGAGACAGAUAUAUUACCACUUAUGAGUGCCCUUCUUCUGUUAGUAAUGUUGUUACCAAUGUUACCUGCUGCUCUAGGGCCAUAUUUACCAGAAAUAUUUGAGGUAUUCGGCCGCUUGGCCUCUUAUUAUCAUCAUCAUCAAUCCUUACUUUCUCCUUCUACCCCCUUUACUUCAACCACAGUACCAAAUGUCAUCGACAAGGACCAUUUGUACCUCAUACAUUUGCAGGUAGGAUUAUACAGCUUAUUUCAUAGACUGUACGCGAUGUAUCCUUGCAAUUUUAUAUCAUACCUGAAGCAACAAUACGUUCAACGUGAUCAAUUGGCUACAUUUACUCAUACUAUUAGACCAAUGUUGGAUUCUGUGCGUAUGCACCCUUCUCUUGUUACAGCAUCUAAGGAUGCAGAAAUUUCAGCCACUAGAUGGAAAAAAAUGGAACAUCACGAUAUUGUGAUAGAAUGUGGUCGUUUUACAUUAGACAAAUGUCGGGAGGAAAUUUUAGGAGUAGUUAACUCUCGGUGCACUCCACCUCUUGAUCAAUCUUCCAUCACUUGCGCACCGAUAAACAUUUGUGGCGGAGUAACGACCGUAGAGACUAGUAAUGGGGAAGAUGAUGCGUUUUGGUCACCGAGCAUGACAGUGCCACCGCAUAGCCCGGCACAAAACGCAUCUCAUGAGCCACGCUCUGCUCCGCCGACGCCUAAUAACAAUAGAAGUGGUACUUCCCCGCCCGAGGCUGCUAUAGAAGCUACCCCCGAAACAACUCCUGUUAAGGAUGUACGAAAAUUAUCAACGAGACAAGCGCCUCUGGGAUCCAGCGCAGUGCGUGCUCUAAAUGCGUUGGGCAAUGGCACAUCUUCUCGGCCAUCAACGCCGACCUCCGUAAACUCCGGAAUAAAAAGUGCAGACAUUGCAGCAAAUACACAUGGAUUUCUUUCGAAUAGACUAAGUAAGAUUAUGGUAGACAGACAAAAUGUUUUUCAAUCGCAAAAAUCAUUGAGUAAUAGCGAAGAAAAUGGAAGGCUCUUAGAAAUGGCUAUAAGUCAAAACGGGAAGAAUGAUUCUUGGCAAGAAGAUCAAGAGGUAUUGGAGAUUGUCAGUUCACACGGAAAUGGAGCAGUCGAAAUGCCAAAGUAUGUUGAAGCGCAAUCUGAAACACGAAGCGAGAGAAACACGUAUGGCACUCUAUCUCAUUUAUCGCAAAAGAUUUAUCUUCGACUGUACUCCCAAUGCCAUUUCCCAAUUGAAGAUUCAAAUUCAAAUGUAACGCACAAAAUUCGACACUCCAGAUCUUGUCCGGACAUGGAAAUGCAGAGAAAAUGUUAUAGCGAAGACGUGACGGAUCAAGCAAAGGGACGUGAGGAUACCGGCAGUCAAACAUGUGAUUUAUUUCCAUACGAGCAUCUGCUGCUAGGAAUGUUAGAUCAGAACAAUCAAAACUUUAGUCAAGAAAGUUCAGAUUCGAGAAUGUCGCCAAUUAGCAUGCUCGAUCGAUAUAUUGAGGCUUGCACGAGAACGAAUAGCUUUUCUAGUAAAACGAGAACAAAUGGUACCAGGCAGAAACAAAAAAAGAAAGGAGAGGAGGAUACGGAAGAAGAUGUAACAGAAGACGAUAGUAUAGAUCCAACUUGUGCUAAUCAGUCACUUCAACUUAUGCAAAUGCAACUGCAAUUUGAACGGCAGCGACGGGAAGUUCAUGCUGAGCGUAAUCGACGUCUGCUCGGUAAAUUAAGGGUCUGUUUAUAUUUUUAUACAUAAUAUUUAUUAAAUUUUUAUGCGACUACUGAGCGUUUAAAAAUGAUCGAAAGAGAAGUGGAAGAACUGAAAGCGCAAUUGGAGCAUAAUAAGAGGGAAGCCCAUCAGGCCGAGGAACAAUAUAAAGAAGCUAUGCAUCAUUGGCAAACUAAAUGCAUCGAAGAACAACGACAAAGCCAUGCGUUCAGAGAUCGCCUAGAGAAUCUAGAAUUGGAAUUAAAAAACGAACAAAAGAAGACGAUUGAAUCACAGCAACAACUUCGUUCUGUCGAGGCGGAACUUUUCAAUGCAGGACACCAGCUUAAGACAGCACUGAAGGCUGCGGACCGUGGCAAGGAACUGGAAAAUAUUGUAGAUACUAUGCAGAAAAAGUUUGUGCUUUUAGGAGAGGCGCAAUUAAGAUUAGAAGAAAAUGCAAGUACUUUCUCACCGACAACCAAGCAAGAAACAGCGCAGAUUCAGAAAUCGUGUACAGAAGAGUUAAACAAUGUUCGGCGACAAUUGGAAUCACGAUCGUCACAUUUGGAAGCCCUGAAAGCACGCUUAAGUGAAGUAGAAAAUAAGGACGCGCGUAAGGAGACGCAACUGGUGAAUCUGCAACGGCUCCUGCAAGAGACAAAGGAGCAACACGCGUCUGAAUUGGAGGCCGUUGAAUCCAAGUAUCGGGCACAAGUGGAGAUCAUUCUUCUUCAAGAAGGCCGUAUACUUGAGCUUCAUGGUAAACUGGAGACCGCGACGUAUUCCAACGCUUCGCCCAUAGGUAAUCCCGCUUCUUCAGCAUCGCCUAAGGAACGAUCUCCUCCUCUCUCAACCAGCUUAGCUUCGUCCAGCGAGGGCAGUCUCGCAUUUAUCCAUCCGGGCGCCGGGAUCAUCAUGAACGAUUGCUGCGACACCGCGACGGGUGAAAUCCCAAAUUUACAAGCUAUGAUAGAACCUAUACCGAGUAGCAGUCAAACCACCUCACCGUCACGCUCCGUCACUCAACGAUCAUCGACGCCGAAACAAGAUUAACGCCACGGAAAUGUUUAUUGCGAUGUGAGUCUCUCAUAUACCGCCGGCAGACGGUAUACGGGAUUAUUAUUGAAGAUUAUAUUUGCGAAUGCGCUGCGAUCAUUACUUAGUAUCGCAGUACGAAUGGAAAGAAAGUUAUUUGUAGCUUUUUAUCGAUAGAGUAGACGAGAUUCGUAAGGAAGUUGUACUAAUCGGCUGAUUGCGAUCGAACAGGCAUACUAUGUUUGUUAGUGUUGGUAUAUCUCCGCUCUUGGAAAAAAUGGAUUUACAGUGAAUAAAUGGUUGAGAUAUUUUGCUGACCA